Messenger RNA from Choloepus didactylus (southern two-toed sloth), 2842 nucleotides. RefSeq names its product integrator complex subunit 13 (gene INTS13). Gene Ontology annotation, biological process: regulation of mitotic cell cycle; centrosome localization. Gene Ontology annotation, cellular component: integrator complex. The transcript is spliced from 18 exons. The record is from RefSeq and is a predicted model, not a curated record. Bases 451 to 2571 code for a protein of 706 amino acids. NCBI's taxonomy places the organism in Eukaryota, Metazoa, Chordata, Mammalia, Pilosa, Megalonychidae.
AUUUCCACAUGCAAAGCACCGAAGCGGCUGAGGGGAAGGAAGCUUCCGACUCGCCUUAACUCUCUCUCGUCCCUGAAUUUAUUCCACUUACUCCGGUCUCAAUCUCUCGCAGCCGUUAGCUGUGGCGAUUAGGGACUCAAAGCCUAUGCCAACGGGGACCGAGGGACCCAAGGGAAGAGACUGCGAGCCUGCUCAGUUUCUUCGGCAAGCAGACGCAGAUGCAGGAAGAGACAGCGAAUGAGCGGCGGGGAAAGCCAGCCGAACAGCCGAAUUUAGCUUCAGCCCCAUCACUUGCCGGUGGAAACCUCCGCUGACCCUCUCCAGCAAACGCUCCGCACUCUUGACUGUGCGCUGAUCUUUCCCACCCAGCCAGCAGCCUUUCCAGAGAGGCUGUGGUCCAUAGCCUCUGUUCGUUUUCACUGCGGGACCAGGCACGAAAGUUAAAACAAAAUGAAGAUUUUUUCUGAAUCUCAUAAAACAGUAUUUGUUGUAGAUCACUGCCCUUACAUGGCAGAAUCAUGCAGACAGCAUGUGGAGUUUGAUAUGCUGGUGAAGAAUAGGACCCAAGGAAUCAUCCCGUUGGCUCCCAUAUCUAAAUCAUUGUGGACUUGCUCAGUAGAAUCUUCUAUGGAAUAUUGUAGGAUAAUGUAUGAUAUAUUUCCUUUCAGAAAGUUGGUGAAUUUCAUUGUGAGUGACUCUGGAGCACAUGUUUUAAAUUCUUGGACUCAAGAGGACCAGAAUUUGCAGGAGCUGAUGGCAGCACUGGCUGCUGUUGGGCCUCCUAAUCCUCGGGCAGAUCCAGAGUGCUGCAGUAUUUUGCAUGGCCUAGUUGCAGCAGUGGAAACCCUUUGCAAAAUUACGGAAUACCAACAUGAGGCUCGUACUUUACUAAUGGAGAAUGCAGAACGUGUUGGAAAUAGAGGACGGAUCAUUUGUAUUACUAAUGCAAAAAGUGAUAGUCAUGUGCGAAUGCUUGAGGACUGUGUCCAAGAAACAAUUCACGAGCAUAACAAGCUUGCUGCAAAUUCGGAUCAUCUCAUGCAGAUUCAGAAGUGUGAGUUGGUCUUGAUCCAUACCUACCCAGUUGGUGAAGACAGCCUUGUGUCUGAUCGUCCUAAAAAAGAUUUGUCCCCAGUUUUAACCAGUGAAGUCCAUAGUGUUCGUGCAGGACGGCAUCUUGCUACCAAAUUGAAUAUUUUAGUACAACAGCAUUUUGACCUGGCAUCGACUACUAUUACAAAUAUUCCAAUGAAGGAAGAACAACAUGCUAACACAUCUGCCAAUUAUGAUGUGGAGUUACUUCAUCACAAAGAUGCACAUGUAGAUUUCCUGAAGAGUGGUGAUACCCAUCUAGGCAGCAGCAGUAGAGAAGCCACAUUUAAAGAAACAAUAACAUUAAAGUGGUGCACUCCAAGAACAAAUAACAUUGAAUUACACUAUUGCACUGGAGCUUAUCGAAUUUCACCUGUAGAUGUAAAUAGUAGACCUUCCUCCUGCCUUACCAAUUUUCUUCUAAAUGGUCGUUCUGUUUUGUUGGAACAACCACGCAAGUCAGGUUCCAAAGUCAUUAGUCAUAUGCUUAGUAGUCAUGGAGGAGAAAUAUUUUUGCACGUCCUUAGCAGUUCUCGAUCCAUUCUAGAAGAUCCUCCUUCAAUUAGUGAAGGGUGUGGAGGAAGAGUUACAGACUACCGGAUUACAGAUUUUGGUGAAUUUAUGAGGGAAAACAGAUUAACUCCUUUUCUAGACCCCAGAUAUAAGAUCGAUGGAAGUCUUGAGAUCCCUUUGGAACGAGCAAAAGAUCAGUUAGAAAAACAUACCCGUUACUGGCCGAUGAUUAUUUCACAAACCACCAUUUUCAACAUGCAAGCGGUAGUUCCAUUAGCCAGUGUUAUUGUGAAAGAGUCUUUGACAGAAGAGGAUGUGUUAAACUGUCAAAAAACAAUAUACAACUUAGUUGAUAUGGAAAGAAAAAAUGAUCCUCUGCCUAUUUCCACAGUUGGUACAAGAGGAAAAGGCCCUAAGAGAGAUGAACAAUACCGUAUCAUGUGGAAUGAAUUAGAAACCCUUGUUAGAGCCCAUAUUAACAACUCAGAGAAACAUCAGAGAGUCUUGGAAUGUCUGAUGGCAUGUAGGAGCAAACCCCCAGAAGAAGAAGAACGGAAGAAACGAGGAAGAAAGAGGGAGGACAAAGAAGACAAGUCGGAGAAAGCAAUGAAAGAUUAUGAACAAGAAAAAUCUUGGCAGGAUUCAGAGAGAUUAAAAGGUAUUUUAGAACGUGGGAAAGAGGAGUUAGCUGAAGCUGAGAUUAUAAAAGAUUCGCCUGAUUCCCCAGAACCUCCAAAUAAGAAGCCCCUUGUUGAAAUGGAUGAAACUCCACCGGUGGAAAAAUCAAAAGGGCCAGUGUCCUUGUUAUCUUUGUGGAGUAAUAGAAUCAAUACUGCCAAUUCCAGAAAACAUCAGGAGUUUGCUGGACGUUUGAACUCUGUUAAUAACAGAGCUGAGUUAUAUCAGCAUCUUAAAGAGGAAAAUGGGAUGGAGACCACAGAAAAUGGAAAAGCCAGCCGUCAAUGAAGAGUGACCCUCGGAACUAAAUUUAGUAUAUUGCAUAAAUAUUUUGUGCAGAAUUUGAUAUAAGUACUUUUACAGCAAGAUUGUACAGUUAUGUUGCCUGGACUGGUUUUUACAUUUUUAAAAUAUUUCAACUAACUUUAUCUUUUUUGUACUAAUUGUAAAAUUGGCACAUAUGUCAAAAAUACACAUUUGAGAUUUGUCCUUCUAAAUCCACAAAUUUAUUUUACGGUAAAAGAUGGUCCUCUGGAAAUGUUUUUUAAAAAUCUCUUAG